GUAUAAUUCAAUAGUAUGACUUAUGAUGUGAGUAGUCGAAUUCAAGUUGUAAAGCAGCAUGUCUCUACUGACUUAUUUAUCUACUGGACUUUGUCUUCUUUAUUCCCAACCAGGUCCCUUCAUUUUCAAAGUGGAAAAUCUCAGCUUCGUCUCUUAUCCGAUUGACAGAAGGAUAUGUCCAAAAAUCGAUCCAGUCAGAGAUAUUAUCUUCGAAUUAUAUACAAGUGCAAAUCCUUCAACACCUCAAAUUCUUUCAAUAGACAAUGACAGUUCUGUGGUAUCCUCGAACAUAGAUUUUUCACUACCGACUAAGAUAUUUGUUCACGGUUUCCUGGAAUCCUCUAAUGCUGAUGAUGCAUUCCAAAUCAAAGAGAGAUAUCUGCAGCUUGGGAACUACAAUGUAAUCCUAGUGAAUACUGAGAGAUUAUUUGCUGGAAUAUCAUAUCCGACAGCAGCCAGGAAUGUUCUCCCUGUUGGACAAUUUACUGCGAAAUUCAUAGAUUUUCUAGUCACCAGAGGGCUUAAACUUUCGGCAACGCAUUUAAUUGGGAUGAGUUUAGGUGCUCAUGUUGUUGGAAUAGCAGGACAACUUUUGACUAGUGGCAAAGUUUCGAGAGUAACAGGUCUGGAUCCAGCUCGCCAACUUUUUGAAUCAGUGCCGGAAAAUGAGAGAAUCGGACAGAAUUCUGGCGUUUUUGUUGAUAUUGUUCACACAAAUGCUGGAGGAUUUGGUCUCGAUGAGAACUUGGGUUCAGUUGACAUUUGGAUAAACGGUGGCAAGAAACAACCUGGAUGUUCGAUAAGUGAGAGUUGGCGUAGAACUCAUACGUUGUCUGAGAUAUUGUUCUGUAAUCACAGACAAGCAGAUCGUCUAUAUAUUAUGAGUCUCAUAAAUCCCAAAUCGUACCCAAUUACUCAGUGCGAUAGUUAUGAGGAUUUUGUCGAAGGAAAUUGCAGAGGAAACGAUAUAACAUAUUUGGGAGAAGAUAUGAAUCCUAUGGCCAGAGGUAACUACUACGGUAACCCUGGGGCAACAGCACUGACUUUGUAGUUAAAAUAUUGGAAUGUCUCUGUUCAAAUAAAGUCACCUCGAUAUCUC
Molecule: messenger RNA, 1099 nt
Organism: Phaedon cochleariae (mustard beetle)
Lineage: Eukaryota; Metazoa; Arthropoda; Insecta; Coleoptera; Chrysomelidae
Source: the annotation of a GenBank genome assembly